UUUCUCUCUCUGUCUUAAUUAUGUAGAUUGUCAAAUUUAAUAUUAAUAUUAUAAACCAGGAACUACGGUACUGUAUAUUGUUUUCAUAUAUGGGUAAUAUGAUUAUUUGAAUCGCCGGGUGCAUAAAACGAGGAAGUUGCACCUCAGAGUAUUUUGAAGAAAUGCAUUCAACUCAUCGACUGGAGUUGUUUCCUGAACGUGUUGUGACCCUGCUGCUGUUUAAAGAUGUCAAGAAUGCUGGAAUCUUGAGAAAGAAAGCAAUGGAAGGAGCUAUUGAUGGAGCCUUGAUAAACCCAACAAUGAUAGUGGACUCCUUUCAGAUACUGGUGGCUGCAAACAAGGCAGUUCAUUUACACGAAGUUGGGAAAAUGAAGACACGAAGUCUUUAUUCUGAAAUUAUAUUCAAUCUGUCACCAGCCAAUAAUAUUUCUGAUGCUUUUAAAAAAUUUGGGAUAUCAGACAGUGACUCAGCUGUUCUCAUUGUAUUGGUUCAUGAAAAAGAGGAUAAGUGUAACCCAGAGGAAAUUACAGCUCAUGUGGAGGGACGGCAAAUUUCCCUUGAAGAUCUGCCAACGAUUACAGAUGUGGCAAAAGUUAAAAAGCUUUACAAGCUUACCCCUCAGGAGGAAAAGGUUGGAACACUGCUUGAUGGCAUUAUUUGCAGAAUGGCUACAAAAGAUGUUAUAUAAUGUAGAAGUUUCCCUUAGAUAGUUUAUCGUGGAAUCUACUGUACAUAAAAAAAAAACUAAAAAAACAAGAAGCUCUGUUUUUCUUUUUUUUAUUAUUGUGAAGCAGUACUGUUUAACAUGCUACUCUAGGUGACAAACACUACAUAAUGGAUAUUGUUAUCUGUAUCAGAUAAAUAAAUUGUUCAGUGGUAUAAAAUUGAUAAUAUCUAUAAAUCAUUUUUUAUUGGUCAACAUUAGAUUAUCCAUACCUGAAGAAUGUGUGGCAUAUUGUCUUUAUUAUGGCAAAUAAAUACAUUCCAGUACUCAUUCCGUCAGGCAUUAUCUGCAAAGAAUAUAUCACUUCUCAUUGAUCAGUUACAUGGCUUGUUAUUCACCAAAUAGUUUUAAACCUGCUUGCCAAUAUGUCACGAUACUCCUUGCAGCAGUAGAAGGUUACAGUUUAGGAAGCUAAACAUAAAAAAAAGCAUUUAUGAACAAGAGGAGGCUGUACAGCCCAUCAAUGCUAAGUCCAGUUCCUCAUAGUUGAUUUAUCCCCAAGUCGGAUCUUAAUGCAUCCCAAUGGUUCAGCAUCAACAAGGCUGGGUAACCAUUUCCAUACCAUAACCCUCAGGAGAUUGCUUUUCAUUCCAAAUGGAAACAUGUACAGAUUAUGUAUUUUUCACAUGGCUUUGAAGCCAGCAACCUUAUUAAAUGCAUGAUAUGUUUAAACCUGUAUGGGGCACUACACCUUUAGGAAUACAAAUCCAAUAAUAAUUCAAAGGCACUUGAACAGUUAUUAUUCAACUUCCUUAGAGGUUAGGAAGCUGUAAAUAAGGAUUGACCCCUUCCUUGUUUUAUUGUAUGUCUCUGAAUAUAUAAAUUACAGUAUGUCUAUAGUAUCUGUCUUUUUGAAUAAUAAAU
Acipenser ruthenus (sterlet) is the source of this 1589-nucleotide messenger RNA. It is a transcript of the gene tprkb, whose product is annotated as Tp53rk binding protein. Gene Ontology annotation, biological process: tRNA threonylcarbamoyladenosine modification; telomere maintenance via recombination. Lineage: Eukaryota; Metazoa; Chordata; Actinopteri; Acipenseriformes; Acipenseridae. The transcript is spliced from 5 exons. Bases 162 to 689 code for a protein of 175 amino acids. The record is from RefSeq and is a predicted model, not a curated record. Gene Ontology annotation, cellular component: EKC/KEOPS complex; cytosol; nucleus.